Molecule: messenger RNA, 4980 nt
Organism: Amorphotheca resinae ATCC 22711
Lineage: Eukaryota; Fungi; Ascomycota; Leotiomycetes; Helotiales; Amorphothecaceae
Product: glycosyltransferase family 1 protein
Exons: 5
Coding region: 322-4602 (1426 amino acids)
Biological process (GO): carbohydrate metabolic process
Molecular function (GO): UDP-glycosyltransferase activity; hexosyltransferase activity
Source: RefSeq, a predicted model, not a curated record
CUCUCCGAUCAGCAAUCCUCUAUUGUUCAAGCAUGUCUCUUCCUCUGUUGACUCUCUAGUCGGGUUGUUGUGCCUGGUAUGCGACAGUGAACCCGGCUUUUGUUUCUACCUGACCUACUGGAUUGCAGCAAAGUACAAAGGACAAAGUACUUGCUACCACUUACGUACAGGGUUCCCCAACUACCUAGGUAUCUAAAAUAAACUCCCCCGACGCUUUAUCGAUAAAGGCCAGCCGACACGCCAAGACGUCCCUUGCGAGUUUGCAUCACGCCUCUUCCCUCUUCCUCAACCCGGUUCGUGUCAGGACCACAACAUCUCGUCAUGGCGCCAGAGGAGGAUUUAAAGAAGCGUGUGGCGCGGAGGCUGACCAAGAGGAGAAAGGAGGGACACCAGGCCACCAUGGAGAUCCCAGAGCGUUUUCGUGAUGGGGAUGAUGCGGACGAGGACUGCACCGCUCCUCUCGGUGCCAACACCUACGUGAACCAGUCUGUCUUUGGCAUGAUUGCAGCAGCUGGGUCUCAAGUCGAUUUCAAUGCUCGAUUUGAUGGCCAGUCGAGCGACGAUGAGGAUGACUCGGCGGACUCUCCACCACAAGGCUCUGAUUUACAGGCGGAUCGACCUCCUCAAGAAGAUGCGGCAGCAAAGACCAAGGAGCGGCGGAGAUUUAUUGAUCGUAAACUUAUGCAAUCCGUUCCGCGACUGGGCUCGCGCCUCUCAAGAUCAAGGUCGAAGAGCCCAUCAAAAAGCGUCUCGCAAACCCCGGAAUCUGCUGAAGAACCCCCUCCAGUCCCCGAGAUAAAUGCUCCACGAAUGACCUUAAGCGAUGCUUCGGUGAUGAAACGAAUGUUAGAAGCAAAAGCAGAACUGUCCACGAGGCCGAGUUUUGAUAUGCCACGGUUGGCGGAGGAAAGCACAAAGGCGGAUGAUGCGGGGGACGAAGCGUCGAGCACCCUGGAGAGGAGACUCAUGGAGAUCUUCCAUUUCGACAAACCGGAGCGUGUUGUAUCAGAAUACCCGUGCUGGCUACUACAAAGCGUUUUGCUGCAAGGUUAUAUGUACAUCACGAGCAAGCAUAUCUGCUUCUAUGCGUAUUUACCCAAGAAAUCUAACGAGGUCGUCAAAUCUGGUUACCUAUCGAAAUCCGGUCGACGAAACCCCAAAUAUAACCGAUACUGGUUCCGACUAAAGGGGGACGUCUUGUCAUACUACUCUGACCCUUCCGAUUUGUACUUCCCCAGCGGCAAUAUCGACUUACGUUAUGGAAUAUCAGCAAGCAUGGUAGAUAAGGACAAGGGAAAGGAUGCUACACACUUCACUGUCGUCACGCAUCAACGAAAAUAUCAUUUCAAGGCAGAUAGCACUCCGAGUGCAAAGGAAUGGGUCAAAGCACUGCAGAAAAUCAUUUUCCGCUCCCACAACGAUGGAGACAGUGUGAAGGUAUCUCUGCCGAUCGAGAACAUCAUCGACAUUGAAGACAGCCAAAUCAUCGAUUUUGCAGACACAUGCAAAAUACGUGUUAUUGAUAAUGAUGAGACAUAUGCGAUUGACGAGUACUUCUUUUCGUUCUUCAGUUUUGGGAAAGAAGCCUUGAAUAUACUGAAAAUCCUGGUGGAAGAUACAUCUGCGCAGCAAAUUCCUGGGCAUGUCUCCAUUUCACCCCUGGCUAGUGACGGUGAUCAUAGUCCAAAGAGCGGCAACUCUAAAUGGAACCCAAUGCAGGCGGUGACAGAUAGCAAGCCUACAUCUCCGCCCAUCCGACCAAGAACACCCCAUUUUGAGGAGAGUGUUAGAGCCACCCUUUCGCCAAUUAGGUAUACUGGAGAUGCAAGUCCUCAUACUAGUACUGAUAUUAGUCGAGCGAGCUCUGAAGCUUUUCGUAGAAGUGCCGACUUUACUAAGUUUGGGAGUCGAAGUACGGAUCUUGGCCGGCUCAACACGGAUCAAGGGAGGAGACGCAGCAUCAGCGCUGGCAAGCAUGGCUCAAGUCGGUACCCCUUGCAAGAGGAGAAACGUCCCUCUGAGAAGCAAGGCUCAUCGGAUUCAUAUGUGCAUUCUCUUGAGGAUCCAUCCUCACCGGGAGCAUUGCCAUCACCAAGUGACGAAACUCAGGCCUCUGCCAGCCAGAUCCUGAGAGGGAGCGAUGUUUUCAUGUCUCCGACUAUACAACGCUCUCGAUCAGCAUCACGGCCCCAGGAUCGCGAUGAUACUCUCACUACUGAAACCCUUCCUCAUUCACCCUCACGAAAGGCCAACAUCCGCAGCAGAACAGUGGUCUAUGGGCACGCAGCAACGACAGGAUCUGCAGAUGGCUCCAGUGCGAGUCAAGCUGGACCUGCGACAUCUGGACCAACAUUACAGAGUCUUGUGAAGGCUGGUUCAUAUCCUUUACAACGAGCCGCAGGGUUUGCCGGAUACCUCAACAAGCAUUCCAAGCGAAUGAGCAAUCUGUUGGCAACUGAGUCCAUGGGAUAUGUCGAGAAAGUUUCCGGGAUGUGGAAAGGAGGCAAAAAGCACUAUGAUGAGCCCCCUGGUCUUUCACCUGAUGAUGACAUGCCUGAAGACGGCGACGACGAGCAAGCUACAGGCUCUGGGGAUCGCUUCCGAGAUCACUUUGCCUUGCCUGCGACAGAGAAGCUCCAGGCGGCUUAUUUUGGUUUCCUACAUCGCGUGCUACCCUUGUACGGCAAGAUCUACAUCAGCGAGAGGACUUUCUGUUUUCGAAGUCUCCUUCCUGGUACGCGAACUAAGCUCAUUCUUCCUCUCAAAGACGUCGAGAAUGUGGAUAAGGAGAAAGGAUUCCGUUUUGGCUACUCAGGACUAGUUAUUGUGAUCAAAGGUCAUGAAGAGCUGUUUUUCGAGUUUAGCCAACCGGAUACCCGAGAUGACUGCGCAGUCACCCUUCUUCAAAAUUUAGAAACUAUGAGAUACUUGAAGGAAUCUGGAUUGUUGACCAUGGAGGAAAAGGAACGUGCAGAGUGCGCAAGCGCUGAACACAACGCGCUCCAGAUGGCACGCAAGGAAGGCAAUGCGGGUCAUGACCCAAAGCUGGCUAAGAGUAUUGAGGGGGUCAGGAGUGAAGCGCCGGCCAUAUUAUUUGACGACCCACGAGCCUCGAUCCUGAAUUUCAAGCCCGCCGAAUCACUCCGUAUAACUUGUUUGACGAUCGGAUCACGAGGUGAUGUCCAGCCAUACAUUGCUUUGUGUAAAGGACUCAUUGCCGAAGGCCAUAAACCAAAAAUAGCAACACACAUCGAGUUCAAGGACUGGAUAAAGAGUCACGGCAUCGAUUUUGCGCCAGUCGAUGGUGAUCCUGCUGAGCUGAUGCGGAUCUGUGUAGAGAACGGCAUGUUCACAUACUCAUUCUUGAAGGAAGCAUCGUCGAAAUUUCGCGGCUGGAUAGACGAACUGCUUUCUUCUGGAUGGAAAGCGUGCCAAGGUUCUGAUAUUCUAAUCGAAAGUCCAAGUGCUAUGGGGGGAAUACAUAUUGCAGAGGCUCUCGGGAUACCUUAUUUCCGGGCUUUUUCUAUGCCGUGGACGAGAACUAGAGCAUAUCCACAUGCUUUCGCGGUACCCGAACACAAGAUGGGUGGUGCUUAUAAUUACAUCACCUAUGUCAUGUUCGAUAACGUCUUUUGGAAGGCUAUCGCUGGCCAAGUCAAUCGGUGGAGAAAGAAUGAGCUUGGGUUGCAAGCAACAAGUCUUGAGAAGAUGCAACCCAACAAAGUUCCAUUUCUCUAUAACUUCAGUCCUUCGGUCGUUGUGCCACCUCUCGACUACAGCGAUUGGAUCCGUGUCACCGGAUAUUGGUUCCUUGACGAAGGCUCUGGUUGGUCGCCGCCUAAAGAACUCACUGACUUUAUCAAAAAGGCCCGAGAUGAUGGAAAGAAACUGGUCUACGUGGGAUUUGGAUCGAUAGUGGUACAAGAUUCUGCCGCCCUCACAAACACCGUCAUCAAAUCCGUAUUAAAGGCUGGUGUAAGGUGCAUCUUGUCCAAGGGUUGGUCGGAUCGUCUCGACAAAAAGGGCGCGAAUGAAGUUGAGGCACCUCUACCACCCGAAAUUCUGCAGAUUAAAUCUGCUCCCCACGACUGGCUAUUUGCCCGGAUAGAUGCCGCCGCCCACCAUGGCGGCUCUGGUACGACUGGAGCUAGUUUGAGAGCUGGCAUCCCGACAAUCAUCAAGCCGUUUUUUGGAGACCAAUUCUUCUUCGGAUCCCGUGUCGAAGAUCUCGGAGUAGGCAUCUUCUUGAGGAAACUUAACGUUAGUGUCUUCUCACGAGCCUUGUGGGAGGCUACACAUAGUGAGAGAAUGAUUGUCAAGGCAAAGGCCCUGGGGCAGCAGAUUAGAGAGGAGAAUGGGGUUGAUACAGCGAUUCAGUCAAUCUACCGAGAUCUCGAGUAUGCAAAAUCUCUUGUCAAGGGUAGGAACGGCAAGUCCGUCGAUGAUGCAAAUGAAGACUCCGAAGAAAGCUGGACGUUUAUCGGAGAUGAUAAUGACCCAGAACUGCUCCGGCGCAUACAUGAUUGGAACACGAUGGCGCUGUCGGGGACACUUCGUAAUAAGAACGGUUCGUCGAAAUCUGAGGCGUCUGGGAGUAAGUAAGAGUUUAGGGCAUGCAAUCCUAGCUACUGUACCAGCACAGCUGGUUGAGAUGCCCACAUGGAGCGCGAGGAGCUUUGGGUCGAUAAUAUGCAAGUGGAUUCCUGGUUCUGGAUGGGUUCGGGCUCGGCGAAACGAGAUAUGACAUACGGUAACGAUAAUAGAUAUACACUGAUGUAUUGAAGGAGCGGGUGCUUUGGUAAUAGGUAAUCAUGGGACGGGCAUUGUUUUGCAGCGCUGUCUAGACUUGCAUUGUUAGAGAGGUACUGUAAUGGAUAUACUCUGCUCCUGGGCAAUGGGUCUCUCGAGUCCCGACACGAAAAAGGCGGCACGAAAGCAGUCUCUUGUCCACAUUCCUCGAACUUUCAGCGAAGUGCCCCG